CGAGUGGCGCCGCGCGCGGCAGCGGGUAGCUCUAGGCUCAUUCGCCCGUCGGCCGCCGCACGGAGAGCUCCUCUGCGCGGUGCUUCGGUUUUCUCGUUUGUGGAGUGCGACGCUUCUGACAACGGCUGAGGCAGUUUAUGAGGAUCGUGUAAGAGCCGCAGCAUGAAUCUACCGGUGCUGUGGCGCUUCGCCACGCUGCUCCUCAUGGGAUGCAGUCUCGGCAUGUCUGAGGAUGAUACGAUGGGCCCGAUUUUCAAUCGUGAACCUCCAAACAGAGUGGAUUUUUCAAACACAACUGGUGCAGUAGUUGAGUGCUCAGCUAGAGGAAACCCUACACCUGACAUAAUAUGGAUAAGAGCUGAUGGAUCAGCAGUUGGAGAUGUCCCUGGUUUGAGACAGGUUAUGCCCAAUGGAAACUUAGUUUUCCCACCGUUUCGAGCUGAAGACUACCGACAGGAGGUACAUGCACAGGUUUACGUGUGUCUGGCAAAAAAUUCAGUUGGUUCUAUUCAUUCAAGGGAUGUUAAUGUCAGAGCAGUUGUUCAGCAGUUUUACCAGACUGAAGUUAACAACGAAUAUGUGAUACGUGGAAAUUCAGCAGUUUUGAAAUGCAGUAUUCCAUCAUUUGUUGCUGAUUUUGUGACUGUGGUUUCCUGGCAAGAUGAUGCUGGUCAUUCAUACACAUAUGGUGACAACUCCUUUCUCAAUGAUGGAAAGUACAUAGUUUUACCAUCGGGUGAAUUACAUAUCAGAGAUGUAGGACCUGAAGAUGGUUACAAAUCAUAUCAGUGUCGUACAAAACACAGACUUAGUGGAGAAACACGACUAAGUGCAACAAAGGGCCGUCUUGUCAUCACUGAACCUCAAACAAGUGUUGCCCCCAAAGUGAAGGAGAGUCAUGUAUCAAGUGUCAGAAUGGCAGCUCAAUUGAAAAUGACAGUUGUUAUCACUUGCAUGGUCCAAGGUUUCCCUCUUCCAUCAUUCAGGUGGUACAAGUAUAUAGAUGGGACAACCCGUAAACAACCAGUAAUUUUGGAUGAGCGUGUCAAACAAGUCAGUGGGACAUUGAUUAUCAAGGAGGCCAAAGUGGAUGAUUCUGGAAAAUAUCUGUGUGUUGUAAACAACUCUGUUGGAGGAGAAAGUGUGGAGACAGUCCUUACUGUCACAGCUCCACUUGCAGCAAGUGUUGAACCGCAGACUCAGACUGUAGAUUUUGGACGGCCAGCUACAUUUAAAUGUAACUUUGAAGGAAAUCCAAUUAAAACUAUUAGCUGGUUGAAAGAUGGUAAACCACUUAAUCAUAAAGAACCAAUCCUAACAAUUGAAUCUGUUAAGAAGGAAGACAAGGGAAUGUAUCAAUGUUUCAUUAGGAAUGAUCAAGAAAGUGCUGAAGCAAGUGCAGAAUUAAAACUUGGUGGAAGGUUUGAACCUCCCCAGUUACGCUAUUCAUUCCCAGAGGACACUUUACAGCCUGGUCCAUCUGUCUUUCUAAAAUGCAUUGCCUCUGGUAAUCCAACACCUGAAAUAACAUGGGAGCUAGAUGGCAAGAAACUCUCCAAUAGUGACCGUUUGCAGGUUGGCCAAUAUGUAACGGUUAAUGGUGAUGUCGUGUCACAUCUCAACAUCUCUUCUACUCAUACAAACGACGGAGGCCUCUACAAGUGCAUUGCAUCUUCCAAAGUGGGAUCUGUUGAACAUUCAAACAGGUUAAACAUUUAUGGACUUCCUUUUAUCCGUCCAAUGGAGAAGAAAGCUAUUGUUGCAGGGGAAACACUAAUAGUCACCUGCCCAGUUGCAGGAUACCCUAUCGAGUCAAUUGUGUGGGAAAGAGACGGAAGAGUUCUUCCAAUAAACAGGAAACAAAAAGUUUUUCCUAAUGGUACUCUGAUAAUUGAAAAUGUUGAACGGCUGUCUGACCAAGCAACUUACACAUGCGUAGCUCGCAAUUCUCAAGGUUACAGUGCAAGAGGAACACUGGAAGUGCAAGUAAUGGUGAAACCUCAGAUUUCACCCUUUACAUUUGGAGAUGAGACUGCAAAUGCAGGUGAUGCAGCAGCUGUUCAGUGUAGUGUUAUAAAAGGAGAUUUACCAUUAGAAAUAAUCUGGAUUUUCAAUGGAAAAAGAAUUUAUUCUGGUGAUGAAGGUGUUACAGUAAGCAAAAAUGGCAAGAGGACAAGUGCAUUAACUGUUGAUUCAGUUAGAGCUGUGCACAGUGGAGAAUAUGUCUGUACAGCUAAAAAUAAGGCAGGAGAAGACAAUUACACUGCUCAUCUUUUUGUAAAUGUGCCACCAAGAUGGAUUUUGGAACCAACAGACAAAGCAUUUGCUCAAGGAAGUGAUGCAAAAGUUGAAUGCAAAGCUGAUGGUUUUCCAAAGCCUCAAGUGACAUGGAAGAAAGCUGCUGGUGACACACCUGGAGAUUAUAAUGAUCUUAAGCCCAACAACCCAAAUAUAAGAGUGGAGGAUGGAACACUGUCAAUAAAUAACAUACAAAAAACUAAUGAAGGCUAUUAUUUAUGUGAAGCUGUAAAUGGCAUUGGGUCAGGAUUGUCUGCUGUUAUUUUAAUCAGUGUGCAAGCUCCCCCUCAUUUCGAGAUCAAAUUGCGUAACCAGACAUCACGUCGUGGGGAACCAGCUGUCCUGCAAUGUGAAGCUAGAGGUGAAAAACCAAUUGGUAUCUUGUGGAAUAUGAAUAACAAACGCCUUGAUCCCAAGAGUGACAAUAACAGAUACACGAUCAGAGAGGAAAUACUUCCUAAUGGUGUUUUGUCUGACCUGAGCAUAAAACGAACUGAGAGAGAGGAUUCUGCUCUGUUCACAUGUGUUGCUACAAAUGCAUUUGGGAGUGAUGAUACAAGCAUAAAUAUGAUUGUUCAAGAGGUUCCUGAAGUACCUGAUGGCUUGAAAGUUCUGGAUAAAUCUGGCCGAUCUGUUCAGUUGUCUUGGGCCGCACCAUAUGAUGGAAAGUCUCCAAUCAAGCGUUAUCUUAUUGAAUUCAAACAUGCAAAAGGAACAUGGGAAAAUGACAUAGAUAGAGUACUUGUUCCUGGUCAACAAACAGUUGCUGGUGUCUUCAACCUUAAACCUGCCACAACGUAUCACUUGCGUAUUGUAGCUGAGAACGACAUAGGAACUUCCGAUCCAUCUGAUACAGUUACGAUUAUAACAGCUGAGGAAGUACCCAGUGGUCCACCAAUGAAUGUUAAGGUUGAAGCUGAAGGUCAACAUACAUUGAAGAUUUUGUGGAAACCUCCAGAACGGGAUCAAUGGAAUGGAGAGAUACUUGGUUACUAUGUGGGUUACAAGGCAGCAUCAGCUGACACACCAUAUUUGUUUGAAACUGUUGAAUUCAGCAAAGAAGAAGGCAAAGAGCAUCAUCUUCAGAUAACUGACCUGAAGACGUACACUCAAUAUGCUGUAGUAGUCCAAGCUUUCAACAAAGUUGGUGCUGGCCCAAUGUCAGAAGAAGUGCGUCAGUACACAGCUGAGGGCAUCCCAGAGCAACCACCACAGGAUACAACCUGCACCACUCUCACCUCUCAGACAAUCAGAGUGUCAUGGGUAUCUCCACCACUCAGCACUGUGAAUGGAGUCAUUAAGGGAUACAAGGUUGUUUAUGGCCCCAGUGAUAGCUGGUAUGAUGAUAACUCCAAAGACACAAAAAUAACAUCUGCAAGUGAGACUAUACUACAUGGGCUGAAAAAAUACACAAAUUAUAGCAUGCAAGUUCUAGCCUAUACUUCUGGAGGAGACGGUGUCCGCAGCCCCCCAAUUCAUUGUCAAACUGAGCAGGAUGUUCCAGAAGCACCAAAUGCUGUAAAGGCUUUGGUAAUGUCAAGUGAAUCAAUCCUUGUCAGCUGGAAACCUCCAGAGCAACCAAAUGGAAUUGUUACUCAGUACACAGUCUAUGUUAAGGAAGACAGUGAAGCAGCAAAGGAGGAGGAACCCAAAAGUCAGAAGGUACCCCAGUAUCAAAUGAGCUAUGAAGCUUCUGGGCUUAAGAAGAAAGAGCGAUAUGAAUUUUGGGUGACAGCGUCAACUAUUAUUGGUGAAGGUCAACCUUCAAAACCUGUCUCUUUGUCACCUAGCCCAAGAGUUCCAGCAAAAAUUGCAUCAUUUGAUGACAAUUUCACUGCAACAUAUAAGGAAGAUGUGAAAUUGCCUUGCCUUGCGGUUGGUAUUCCUCCUCCAGAAAUUGUUUGGAAAGUGAAAGGACUUGCUUUUCAGCCAGAUGACAGAAUUCGACAGUUGCCUGAAGGGUCACUCUUCAUUACAUCUGUAACAAGGCAAGAUGCUGGAGAAUACACAUGUACUGUGGAAAAUUCCUUUGGUCAAGACACUGUUACUCACAGAUUGGUUGUGCAUGCACCACCUCAUAAACCACAAGUCACUUUAACAUCUACUACAACAAACUCAAUCACAAUAAAGUUACGUCCACAUCCAACGGAUAAUGCACCUUUACAUGGAUAUACUAUUCAUUACAAGCCAGAAUUCGGUGAGUGGGAAACAGUACAGGCUGGCAGCCAGACACAGACUUUCACUAUUGAGAAUCUCUGGUGUGGCUCACGUUACCAGGUGUAUGUCACGGCGUAUAAUGGAAUUGGUACUGGAGAUGCCUCAGACAUUUUGAAUACAAAAACCAAGGGUGCAAAACCUGGUAUACCAGAAGCUAGUCGUUUCAUUGAAGUUUCAUCUGGCAGUAUCACUUUACAUUUAAGUGCCUGGUCUGAUGGUGGUUGUCCAAUGCUGUACUUUGUUGUUGAACACAAGAAGAAGUCACAGACAGAAUGGAAUCAGGUGUCUAACAAUGUGAAACCAGGCGGCAAUUUUGUUGUUUUGGACCUGGACCCAGCUACUUGGUAUCAUCUUCGUGUCACUGCUCAUAAUAAUGCAGGUUUCGCUGUGGCUGAGUAUGAAUUUGCUACAUUAACUGUGACUGGAGGGACCAUCCCACCUCCUGAGAGAGAACUGACAGCUGUUAAUAAAUAUUUUCCUUGGCUUCCUGACUGGCUGGAUUUGAAUGUCAUUGUGCCACUGGCUGCUACUAUUGUUGUCAUCAUUGUCGGUGUUGUUGUUAUAUGCGUUGCAAUAUCUAGACGAUCAAGAGGACCAGAGCAGACAAGAUUACGUGAUGAUGUAGUGUACAACCAGUCUGCUGGAGGCAACGCUACAGUGGACAAGCGCCGACCGGAUCUGCGCGAUGAGCUCGGCUACAUUGCACCACCAAAUCGCAAGUUGCCUCCUGUACCUGGAUCCAACUACAACACCUGUGAUCGUAUCAAGAGAGGUCACCCAGGCUCAUUUCGCAGUCAUGCUACCUGGGAUCCCCGCCAUCCCAGGCACAUGUAUGAGGAACUCAGCCUGCAUCCCCCUGGUUCGGGCAUCCGUAAGUUCUCAGGCCACCCCGGAUCUGAUGAAGCUCUCUACAGCCGUGCUGGAGGCAUGGAGGAUGAGAUAUGCCCCUAUGCUACAUUCCAUUUGCUAGGAUUUCGUGAAGAAAUGGAUCCCAACAAGGCAAUGCAGUUUCAAACCUUCCCACAUCAAAAUGGACAUGAACGAGCACACAGUGGUACCAUAGGACCAAUGGGCCCUGGCAGUAUGGCAGGAAAUGGUCACAUUCAUCAGCGAACAGGAUCACAGUCGAUGCCUAGAACUAAUGGUCGCUAUUCACGAGUAAAUAGCCAGAAUGGCCCUGGAUCCAACUUUUCUCCUGGUCCAGAAUAUGAUGAUCCAGCAAACUGUGGUACAGAAGAAGACCAGUAUGGCAGCCAGUAUGGACAAUAUGGAGCCCCAUACGAUCAUUAUGGAAGCCGUGGCUCAGUAAGCAGAAGGAGUGUUGGUUCUGCUCGCAAUCUGCCAAUGUCUGGGAGUCCGGAACCACCACCUCCUCCACCUCGUAACCAUGACCCAAAUAACUCAUCUUUUAAUGACUCUAAAGAGAGUAAUGAAAUAUCAGAGGCUGAAUGUGAUCGUGACCAACUAGUAAAUAGAAAUUAUGGAGUCAGUGUAAGAGCCCACAACAAGGACAUGACCACUGAGGAAAUGAGAAAGCUGAUUGAGAGAAAUGAAGCAGGGCAUCACCAACAAAACGGAUUCGCAGUCACACCCUACGAUACUGUGGCAGUGUAACCUGUAGUUGCAAAGAAGUGCAUCUAGAAAGACAUCGGCAAGACCUGUGCCAUAAAAAACAUUAUACCCUGCUGUGUGAAGAAGCUUUGAAUGGAAAUAUUUAAUAAGCAUCAAUUGUGUGUGAACGUUAUUCAGUGUUUUCAUGUUCUUUUAUCUUUAUUCACAUUAGAAAUUAAAGUAUUUAUAAAAUAUUCAUUGUAAUGCAUUGAUAGAAAAUAUAUCCAUUCUCAGCUGUGAAUGGUAAGCUCUUGGAUAUUAACAGUUUUAGGAUAAUGUACAGCAGGGCUAUAAUUUUAAUUGGCAGUAGUGCAAGACGACUCAUCCAAAGGUUGCAACCAAACAGACUUUCUCAUAUACAGAAGUCUUUGUUUUAGGAAGACCAAAAUACAAUAUAUGUAUUGUAAUAACUUCUUUCCACCCAUGUCCUAUGAUAUAUGUGCAUUUUCAGCCUUUGUUACACUGUGUUUUCUUUAAAACAUUAAAGAUGACAAUGUUAAUAAAGAGAAUGGCUCAACUUUGUGGCAUGUGAUAUUUUGUCAUAAUGGUACUAUUAUGUAUGUUUUUACAUGUUUUUGAAAUGGGAAUGAAAUGAGAGUGAAAGAAUCUUAAUAAAUGCUGUGUGGUGUGUAUCAUAACCUACUUUAUCAGAAAGGGCAAACACUUAGCUUUCCUUGUUGCAAAACGAAUUAGUGGACACAAUUAGGACACAUACUGUAUAUCAUUAAAUUAUUUUCGUAAUCAUAUACAUAUAUAAAUACAAAUAUAUAUACAUAAAUCUUAUUGCCAUUACUGUUUCUGUAUAUUGCUAAGCUCCUCUUUAAAUGUUUGUGAUGAACUGCUAAUUUCAAAUUCUAAGACUUUCUUUUGUCGAGUUCACAGAAUUUCAGUUCUAAAACAUUUAUGUGAGAUGUGUAAACAGUGUGUGUUCUGCUCUUGUUCUGCAAAUACUGUACAAUGUUUAUAAUAAUAAAUGCCACAGCUUGUAUUCUUAUAUGUUGAACAGUCUUCACUGUAAUUGUAUGUCUGUCAGUGCUAGUGUUUUGAAUGUUUUUACAUAUUUUGUCAUAAGUGAUAAAGACUCCAAUGAUGUAUGCUGCUGCACAAGAAGCAGAGACACCUGUGUAGACAACAGGCAGAGACUAAGCCAUUUGUGUACCAGAUUUCACUUUUUAUAGCUUCAUAAUUGCUGACAUCAACACUUUAAAAGAAAUAGUGAUGCAAAACUGAAAUUCAGAUACUUAAUUUAUAGCAGUAUUUGUAUCUUCUUUAAAAAAUUAUUGACAUGUUAUGCAGGCCUUCUGUAAGUGUUUAAUUCAGUUCCUUUAAAAUUCAAAAUUUAUAUUCAUCAAACUUGUUCUUAUACAUAUAGGGAACAAAAUCAUACACGAUUCUUUCUUUUGUUUCUAGCUUGAGAAGAUAAGCAAAAUUCUUAACUUUCUUCAAAAAUUGUAUACAGUUUAAUAAACAGAAAAAUUAAUAGGUUAAUUUACCUAUGUAAUAUAUCUAGACUCAUAAAAGUAACUAUUAUAUUCUUACAAUAGCCAAAUCAUUAGCAGAUAACUGAUAAGAAAAAGUGAAAUACUAUCAGUCUGCUUAUAACAGACCUUAAGGUACAUUUCCAAAAAUCAAGAUAAAAUUGUCUUAUGGCUAUAUUACUGCUACUCAUAAAUUUAUAAAUAAAUGUAAUGAUGGUGUAUAAGUGCUUAUAAAACUGCAUUUACAAUUUAGGUAAAGUUGUCAGUAAUUUCUCUCAAUGAAUGUGAUAACUCACAUUACUUGAAUUUCAGUUUUCUUGAGUGUUAUUUUCGUUUUGGUCAGCCCCAACAUUUCAAUGACAUUUGUGUGACUUACGUGAUAAUAUCAAUGACUGAAACUAAUUUAGUUGGUAUAAGCAAGUGCCUUGCAUUACAUUUGUAACAUUAAAGAUUUAUAAUCUCAAUUUUCAUAAUUAUUGUUGAUGAUGUAAUAUCUGUUUUUACAUUUGUUAAGUACGUUAAGACAUCGUAGCAGAAAAUGUAAUGCAGGGCAUUUUUAAAAUUUUAUAAUAAAAUUUGUAAAAAAAGGAAGCAGAUUUGAAGUCAGUCUGAUUUGUUAGGUUAGUGGAAAUUAUCUUUAUAAAUCCACUUGCUUUGUUCUUGUGUAAAUAUGCAUAAUUCUUGUUUUUAUGCAUCUGCUUAUUCAGGUAUCAAUAUUGAAAAACUGUUUCUCUGCUCCCCCUGUUUUUUGAGGGAUUGUAGUGUGAAACAAGUUAUUUGUACCAAAGUUGUAGAAUUAAUGAACUUUUGUGUUAUUAAAGGUUUUACACACAA
Schistocerca gregaria is the source of this 8438-nucleotide messenger RNA. It is a transcript of the gene Dscam1, whose product is annotated as Down syndrome cell adhesion molecule-like protein Dscam2. Gene Ontology annotation, biological process: homophilic cell-cell adhesion; axon guidance; dendrite self-avoidance. NCBI's taxonomy places the organism in Eukaryota, Metazoa, Arthropoda, Insecta, Orthoptera, Acrididae. Gene Ontology annotation, cellular component: axon; plasma membrane. The coding region runs from base 163 to 6129 and encodes 1988 amino acids. Gene Ontology annotation, molecular function: cell-cell adhesion mediator activity. The transcript has 36 exons. The record is from RefSeq and is a predicted model, not a curated record.